AUGGUGAAAUUCAAAGGGAGAUUUUUUUUUCGGCAGUAUAUGCCAAAGAAGCCUGUAAAAUAUGGACUCAAAGUCUGGGCUCUGUGUGAGAGUGGAACAGGAUACUGUUUGAACUGGUCAGUGUACACCGGUGGGCGGGAGAUUCCUGGUGACUAUGGUCUUGGCUAUGAUGUGGUGCGCACUAUAUCAAGUGAUUUCAUGAACAAGGGACACCAUAUCUAUAUGGAUAACUUUUUUACUUCACCAAAACUUCUAUUGGAUAUGGAAGAUGAUGGAACUGGUUGUUGUGGUACUGUCAGGCCACAGAGGGUUGGUAUGCCUCCAGGAUUUCAGGAAAUCAGACUACGACGUGGGGACCCCCCAGUGUUCAAACAAUCGGGAAAUCUAAUGGCAGUUAACUGGCAUGAUGUGAAGCGUGUCAAGGUUUUAUCAUCUGUACAUGAAGAGGGAGUAGUUCAGAAGGAGAUAAGGGACAGAAAUGCUCCAAAUGGAAUCAGAAAUGUGGAUAAACCAACUGUGAUUUCUAAAUGCAAUGCAUACAUAGGAGGGGUUGACACUUUUGAUCAGUUACUCCAAUCGUACGAGUACCAGCAUAAAAGCCAAAAAUGGUACAUGCCGCUCUAUCACAGGGUUAGGGAAAUUGCGCUUGUCAAUGGAUUCAUCCUUUACAAAACUGUAAAUCCUGAUUCAAACAAGACUUCAAAGGAAUUCAGAUAUGAUGUCAUAGAUGGCCUGUUAGAUGGAACCCAGUCCUCUAGAAAGAGGCCUGGUCAGCGUUCUCAGAAUCCAACCCCAGCUCGGUUGACUGAACGGCACUUUGGAAGGGCACCCAAGAAGGGUUUCAACCCUGACUGUGUAGUGUGUAGCGAUAGAAAUAUCAAGAGAGUCCAAACCAGUCAUGGGUGCAGGGAAUGUGACCAGGCCAUGUGCUGGCCUCGGUGCUUUGAGAUAUAUCACACAAUAGAUGACUACAAGAGGGCAGGGAGAGAAAUGAGACAAAGACUUGCGAAUGACGGUCAGUAG
This is a messenger RNA of Lineus longissimus, 1023 nucleotides long. Its product is annotated as piggyBac transposable element-derived protein 4-like. Bases 1 to 1023 code for a protein of 340 amino acids. The record is from RefSeq and is a predicted model, not a curated record. The transcript has a single exon. NCBI's taxonomy places the organism in Eukaryota, Metazoa, Nemertea, Pilidiophora, Heteronemertea, Lineidae.